AUGGUGGUCGGAGCGUGGUAUUAUUAUUAUCGUGAGGGCGGUAAUCAAUCAAAUGCAAUUGUUUUGUUUAAACGAAAACGAAAUACAGAAAUAAUGAAGUUAAUUGUUCUUGAGUAUCAAACAGGGAAAGGAGAAGGUAAGGAAACUUUACCUUAUCAGGAAUGUUGCUCUGUCGUCUUACUAAAAGAUUAA
Molecule: messenger RNA, 192 nt
Organism: Dentiscutata erythropus
Lineage: Eukaryota; Fungi; Glomeromycota; Glomeromycetes; Diversisporales; Gigasporaceae
Source: the annotation of a GenBank genome assembly